AUGAAGGAGAUAUCUGAACGCCUUGGAGAAUACAUGCUCAAGGGCUGGGUACUAACUGAUCGUACUUGUCAAAAUUCUGGGUGCAAUGUUCCUCUAAUGCGAUCUCCCAACGGCCAGACACCAGUCGUCCAUUACUGUGCUAGCUGCGACGAAAAGCCGGGCACCAAUCUACCGCCAGUCUCAACAACGUCAUCCUCCUCAAGCAUGUCGUCUGCAUCACAAAUCACCCACAUUUCGACCCCACCAACCGAAGUUUCCAGCGGCCUUAGCUCGCCCACCUUUGUCUUGCCUCCCGAGACUGAAGAAGGCCGGCGCCGACGAGAACAGUCUGACAUGGCUUCUGUGGAGCUUGGCAAACGUUUGCUACAGGGCUGGGCUAUGCUGGGAGAUGAAUGUCCAAAUGCGCAGUGUUUCGGCGUACCGUUGGUUCGCCCUCCCAAGGCAGCGGCGCGUGACUCCAAUAAAGAAUGUGUGGUCUGCGGGUCUGUCUACGUGACUGAAACAGACUGGGCUGGAAGAGAACGACUGGUUCUUUUGAAUUCGGCAUCGCCUCCCCAAGCUGAAAAGAACACAACUGAAGCUAUGCCAAUCCCAAAAUUAUCGACCUCGCUCCCCAAGAUUCCUGUGAAGGCAGCGUCUCCGGCUUCCACAGCUUUUACUCGAGGACCUGACGCUCAUCUUAAUACAACCCUUCCUCUUCUAAGGGAUGCAAUCAAGGCGCUGGAGCAGACUAUUCAAAUGCUCACGCUGAAGCUAACUGCGCUUUCCGAUGGACGCCUUCCGAUGGAUCUUUUAGCAAUAUCCUACGCCGCAGACGCCAUCAGUAAGACCACUCAGGCAUUGACGCAUGUCAAGCAAUUGGAAUGGAGUGAGUUGCAGAAUCUGGCACAUCGAUAA
Messenger RNA from Desarmillaria tabescens, 897 nucleotides. RefSeq lists its product as uncharacterized. The record is from RefSeq and is a predicted model, not a curated record. NCBI's taxonomy places the organism in Eukaryota, Fungi, Basidiomycota, Agaricomycetes, Agaricales, Physalacriaceae. Bases 1 to 897 code for a protein of 298 amino acids. The transcript has 6 exons.